Molecule: messenger RNA, 1982 nt
Organism: Belonocnema kinseyi
Lineage: Eukaryota; Metazoa; Arthropoda; Insecta; Hymenoptera; Cynipidae
Product: alpha-L-fucosidase-like
Exons: 7
Coding region: 239-1669 (476 amino acids)
Biological process (GO): glycoside catabolic process; fucose metabolic process
Cellular component (GO): lysosome
Molecular function (GO): alpha-L-fucosidase activity
Source: RefSeq, a predicted model, not a curated record
UGACUCUGCGUCAUUCUGUAAAGGGCAGCAUGUCCCGCCACGACGAAAUCCAAAGGACGCCUGCGAAUUUCUUCGAGGACAUCAACAGCCCUCAUCUGUAAUAAUUGCAUGGUUGAAUAUUCUCAUUAAGUCUCGCCCUGCUUCAGGUCUCAGAUUCUACAAGGGUGUCUUCAAGAUUUCAUGCCAUCGCCAUUUUUGACCACGAGGCAUCACACAUUCAACUUUAUCCAGAGCAUCAAUGGUCUUCGUCUACAACUAUCACCGGAAAGUAUCAUCAUUAGUCAACAUGUUCGGUGAAUGGUUGCAAAUUCUGUUGAUUUUAAAUGCAUUUUUAAGCUGCUUAAUAAAAGCAGAUCAAGAGACAAAAUAUCUGGAAACAUUUGAACCAACUUGGGAAAGUUUAGAUAACCGAAAGUUGCCUUUAUGGUACGAUGAGGAUAAAUUUGGAAUUUUUAUUCACUGGGGAGUUUUCAGUGUUCCCAGCAUUGGCUCAGAAUGGUUUUGGAAAAGCUGGAACAGAAAAACCAAUACCACUGUCGAAUUUAUGAAAAAGAAUUACCCACCAAAUUUUACUUAUCAAGACUUUGCCAAAGAUUUUACUGCCGAAUUUUUUAAUGCUACCCAAUGGAGUGAAAUUUUCAAGGCAUCAGGAGCAAAAUAUGUCGUUUUUACUAGCAAACACCACGAAGGAUACACUAUGUGGCCCUCAAAAUAUUCCUUCAGCUGGAAUUCUGUUGAUGUGGGACCACAUCGAGAUAUAAUAGGUGAAUUGUCAACAGCAAUAAGAUCCCAAUCGAAUUUAAGAUUUGGACUAUACCACUCUCUUUUCGAAUGGUUUAAUCCACUUUAUAUGGAGGACAAAGCCAAUAAUUUUACGACCAAUACCUUCGUUACUAAUAAGGUCAUUCCGGAAUUACAUGAACUCGUUGAACUUUAUAAACCGGAAGUAAUUUGGUCUGACGGAGAAUGGGAAGCUCCAGAUACUUACUGGCAAUCGAAAGAAUUUUUAACUUGGCUUUUUAACAGCAGUCCUGUUAAGGAAACUGUUGUUGUAAAUGAUAGAUGGGGUUCUGAAGCUUUGUGUCAUCACGGAGAUUUUUAUACAUGUCAAGAUCGUUAUAAUCCUGGAACAUUUCAGCCUCACAAAUGGGAAAAUGCAAUGACAAUUGAUAGACAGUCUUGGGGAUAUCGAAGAAAUGCCGAAUUGAAAGAUUACAUGUCUCUAGAAGAAUUGGUUAAAGAAUUAGUAGUGACUGUGAGUUGCAACGGAAAUUUAUUGAUGAAUGUCGGACCAACGAAAGAGGGAACAAUAACUCCAAUUUUUGAAGAAAGACUUCGCGGAAUGGGAGACUGGUUAGCCUUGAAUGGAGAAGCAAUCUACAAAACAAAACCUUGGACAGUUCAGAAUGAUACUUUAUCUGGAGACGUAUGGUACACCCAAAGCAAAGACGGUCAAACAUUGUAUGCGAUUCUUCUUUCAUGGCCGAAACAUAAUACUUUAGGAUUAGGAUCUGUUAAGGUCCAAGAUUCGUCAAAAAUCAAUCUCCUUGGCUAUCCAAAUGCACUCGAAUGGGAGCAACAUUCGUCCGAACUUUGGAUUAAUUUACCCGCCGACGCCCACAAGGGAAAGCCAGGUUGGGUGCUAGUAUUAAACAAAUUUUACAACUGAGAUUUCAAAAAUCUAUUUUAAUCAACUUUAAUUUCCGCACCUCUUAUAAAAUUGUGUAUAAAACGUUAAAAAUAAUAUAUCCAUACCAAAUUUAAACCAGUCUGUAUCUUCGAUCACAUGGUUUUCUUGAAUACUGCAAGAUUCGUAUAAACAUUACCUAUAUUUGUAUUCAAAUGAAACUCUGCCUGUUCUUCUUAAAGUUGAGAGACUUCAUACAAAUAAGCUCCAAGCAAUUUUGUCUGUAAAUAAAUUAUAAUUAUGAAACCGUUAUUGUAUUUUGUACCUUUGAAAAAAUAAAUUUAUUUUCCUGUAA